This is a messenger RNA of Malurus melanocephalus (red-backed fairy wren), 833 nucleotides long. RefSeq names its product cytosolic carboxypeptidase 6-like. The coding region runs from base 5 to 643 and encodes 212 amino acids. NCBI's taxonomy places the organism in Eukaryota, Metazoa, Chordata, Aves, Passeriformes, Maluridae. The record is from RefSeq and is a predicted model, not a curated record. The transcript is spliced from 5 exons.
CCUGAUGGGGUUUGAUCUGAACCGGCACUGGGCAAAUCCCUCUCCGUGGGCUCAUCCCACCCUGCACGGAGUGAAGGAGCUCAUCAUCGACAUGUACAACAACCCGAAGAUUAACCUGGAGUUCUAYAUUGACAUCCAUGCCCACUCCACCAUGAUGAAUGGCUUCAUGUAUGGGAACAUCUUCGAAGAUGAGGAAAGAUUUCAGCGACAGGCUGUUUUUCCCAAGCUACUCUGUCAGAAUGCUGAAGACUUCUCUUAUUCCAGCACGUCGUUCAACAGGGACGCUGUGAAAGCCGGGACGGGCCGGCGUUUCCUGGGCGGGCUCCUGAACGACACAUCCUACUGCUACACCCUGGAGGUCUCAUUCUACAGCUACAUCCUGGGUGGGAGCGCUGCUGCCGUGCCCUACACCGAGGAAGCCUAUAUGAAGCUUGGAAGAAACGUGGCCAGGACAUUCUUGGAUUACUACAGGCUGAACUCCUUGGUGGAGGGACCACUGGCACCUACUCCUAAAACUCGGAAGGACAAAAUUYCACACUAUAAAAGCACUGCCCAGCGGGGCCCAGGGAACAGCCAGGCUGGUGGAAAACCCGAGAAGAGGAGCCAGGAGCACCUGAAGGAGCCGCCUCUGUCCCUGCGAUGAGAGGAGACGAGAGGAGAGCUGUAGGGCAAGGCGGAGGAGCACGUCGCAGUCAGCAAUCGAUGAUGUUUCUCUUUUUUUUUCCCAGACAAGUAUUUCUAAGAUAACAAAUAGUCCAAGGAGCAAGGAGGGAGAGGGAAAUUAGCUAGAAAUUUUACUAUUGAUUCUUUUUUAUUUAUAGAUGGUGAAUCAA